AUGUUUGAGAAGAAGAACAAGAGGUAUUUCAACGUCGAGAGCACCAUGAUCUUCGACCCAUCCAUCAACAAGGACGAAAUUCUCACUCAGGUCCCCGCUGUCCCAUUCGUUGAACACUGGAAGGGUCUCUUCCCAUUCAACGAGACCUUCACCAAGCAAAUUCACGAUAUGGCCGACAAGUGCGGUUACAGCAAUUACAUGAAGGAACAUCUCGUCUAUCCACCAAAGGGUAAACUCCCUGCCCUCCCCAAGGCUACUCCCGAGUGCGACGUCUGGACCGCCAUCUUCGACGCCGUCUCCCUCGUAAAUCCAUGCUUUGACGUCUACCAGGUAGCCACUACCUGCCCUCUCUUGUAUGAUGUCCUCGGAUUCCCAGGAAGUUUCGAAUACCUACCUGCCGGAGCAAAUGUCUACUUCAACCGCACCGACGUGCAGAAGGCCAUCAAUGCUCCCCUCCAGAAAUGGACCGAGUGUGCUGAACACCCCGUCUUCGUUGAUGGAAAGGAUAACUCUGAACCAUCAUCUUUCACCGUCAUCCCUGAUGUCAUCGAGAAGUCUCCUCGUACCAUCAUUGCACACGGAGAUCUCGACUACGUCCUUAUCAGCAAUGGAACCCUACUUAGCAUCCAGAACAUGACCUGGGGUGGUGCUCAAGGUUUCAGCCAGGAACCUUCCAAGCCUCUUUUCGUGCCAUACCACGAACGUGGUAGCUUGAGCACACUCUCCGGAGCCGGUGUAUUGGGCCGCCACCACACUGAGCGAAAACUUACUUAUGUUGAGCUCUACCUGACUGGCCACAUGGGCCCCCAGUACAACCCCUCUGCCUCGUACAGGAUAUUGGAGUACUUGUUGUGCAGGAUCGAUGAUCUGUCCAAGUAG
Molecule: messenger RNA, 879 nt
Organism: Trichophyton rubrum CBS 118892
Lineage: Eukaryota; Fungi; Ascomycota; Eurotiomycetes; Onygenales; Arthrodermataceae
Exons: 2
Coding region: 1-879 (292 amino acids)
Biological process (GO): proteolysis
Molecular function (GO): serine-type carboxypeptidase activity
Source: RefSeq, a predicted model, not a curated record